AUGACGUACCUUCUGCGACACGGCGCUGAGAAGGAAGGCGUUCCCAUGAGCAAGGAUGGCUUUGUUCAUACUGCUGAUUUGCGUCGCCAUGACAAGCUGCGCCAUCUGGACGAUGACACGGUUCGCGAGAUUGUCGCCACUGAUGCCAAGGGCCGUUUCGAACUGCGCGAGGGCCCCCUGCGCGUGCGCGCCACCCAGGGCCACUCGCUCAAUGUGCAAGAGGACAGCCUUCUUGAUCCUGUCCUGAGCGCAGCAGACUGGCCCGUGGUUGUCCACGGCACCUAUCAUGCCGCCUGGGCCCAAAUUCAGCGCGAGGGCUUGCGCACCAUGGGCCGCCAGCACAUUCACUUCAGCACUGCCGAGCCGGGCAGCCGUGAGGUGAUUUCUGGUAUGCGCACCACCUGCAACGUUUGGAUCUACCUCGACCUCGACCAAGUGCUCCGCGAUGGUAUCCCCGUCUUCAUCUCCCGCAACCGCGUGCUCCUCACGGCUGGACAAGACGGCGUCCUGCACCCCCGCUACUUCAAGCGGGUCGUGCGCAAGCCAUCAUGA
Molecule: messenger RNA, 552 nt
Organism: Monosiga brevicollis MX1
Lineage: Eukaryota; Choanoflagellata; Craspedida; Salpingoecidae
Exons: 1
Coding region: 1-552 (183 amino acids)
Biological process (GO): tRNA splicing, via endonucleolytic cleavage and ligation
Molecular function (GO): tRNA 2'-phosphotransferase activity
Source: RefSeq, a predicted model, not a curated record